Octodon degus (degu) is the source of this 2706-nucleotide messenger RNA. RefSeq names its product bile salt export pump. The transcript is spliced from 18 exons. The record is from RefSeq and is a predicted model, not a curated record. Gene Ontology annotation, biological process: transmembrane transport. Gene Ontology annotation, cellular component: membrane. Gene Ontology annotation, molecular function: ATP binding; ABC-type transporter activity; ATP hydrolysis activity. NCBI's taxonomy places the organism in Eukaryota, Metazoa, Chordata, Mammalia, Rodentia, Octodontidae. The coding region runs from base 544 to 2691 and encodes 715 amino acids.
CCUUGAUUUUUAACAAGACACUACUGCAGGCUCUGUCUUCACAGAACUUUUGGGAUGGGCUGGAAAAGCCAUGGACAUGCAACCUAAGGAUCUCCCAGGGGCCAGCUUUCAUGACAAGGGGGGAAGGCCCACAGGUAUCCCUGUCUUGUAGUUUUAAGUAGUUUCACAGAAAGAAGAGCCAGGUAUGUGCCAAGUCCUGUGCCCUACUCCUCUUCCCCAGGCUCAGCAGCACUUUCCAGAGCCCGCUGACCCCCUGGAGGGGUUGCUGUGUGCACUCUGGGUUUGGGGUUAUUGCUUUGGCUGUGUUCAACCUUUGCUCACCUGUCACUGAACUGUGCUUUGUCUGGCCUUUGGGUCAUUGACCCGCAAGCAAAUAGAUAAUGUUCUGGAAAAAGCUGGAGUUCUGUUCAAUGCUUUAUUGUGAUGAAAACUGAAGUUAGCAAAGCUUGCAAGGCUUGCUGACCUUCCAUGGUGGAGUCGCUGCUUCUUCCUGCUCCCUCCAGCUCUCAUUCACAGGGCUGUUGACUACAGAUUGUAAUUACCAUGUCGGACUCAGUAAUUCUUCGCAGUGUGAAGAAAUUUGGAGAGGAGAAUUACGCUUUUGAAUCUGACAGAUCAAAUGACAAUGAUAAAAAAACAAGGCCGCAAGAUAAGAAGAAAGGUGGUGGUGUUCAAGUUGGCUUCUUUCAACUGUUCCGGUUCUCCACAUGGACUGACAUCUGCCUGAUGCUCGUUGGGAGUUUGUGUGCGUUGCUCCAUGGGCUGGCCCAGCCAGGAAUGAUUCUCAUAUUUGGUUUAAUGACUGAUGCUUUUAUUGAGUAUGACACUGAAAUACAAGAACUCAAGAUUCCAGGAAAAGCAUGUGUGAAUAACACCAUAGUGUGGAUCAACAGCUCCCUUUACCAGAAUGUGACAAAUGGAACACGUUGUGGGCUGCUGGACAUUGAGAGUGAAAUGAUCACGUUUGCCACAAUCUAUGCUGGAAUCGGCAUUACAGUAUUCAUUCUGGGAUAUGUUCAAAUAUGCUUCUGGGUGAUUUCUGGAGCUCACCAGGUAAGAGAAAUGAGAAAAAUUUACGUUAGAAGAAUAAUGAGAAUGGAGAUUGGAUGGUUUGACUGCAACUCUGUGGGGGAACUGAAUACAAGAUUCUCAGAUGAUAUUAAUAAGAUCAAUGAAGCCAUUGCUGACCAACUGGCCAUUUUCAUUCAGCGCCUGACAUCAGCCAUCUGUGGGUUCCUGUUGGGAUUCUACAGGGGUUGGAAACUGACCUUGGUUAUUAUUUCUGUCAGCCCUCUCAUUGGGAUUGGAGCAGGCAUCAUUGGUCUGAGUGUGGCCAAGUUCACAGACCUUGAGUUGAAGGCCUAUGCCAAAGCAGGGUGUGUGGCCGAUGAAGUAAUUUCAUCUAUGCGGACAGUGGCUGCUUUUGGUGGUGAAAAAAAAGAGGUCAAAAGGUACGAGAACAAUCUUGUGUUUGCCCAGCGCUGGGGAAUUAGAAAAGGGAUGGUGAUGGGCUUCUUUACUGGAUACAUGUGGUGUCUCAUCUUCUUUUCCUAUGCACUGGCCUUCUGGUACGGCUCCAAACUCGUCCUGGAGGAUGGGGAGUACACGCCAGGAACCCUUGUGCAGAUCUUCCUCAGUGUCUUAGUAGGAGCUUUGAAUCUUGGGAAUGCAGCCUCUUCUUUGGAAGCAUUUGCCACCGGGCGUGCAGCAGCGGCCACCAUUUUUGAGACAGUGGACAGGGAACCCAUCAUUGACUGCAUGUCAGAGGCUGGUUACAAGCUUGACAGAAUCAAAGGUGAAAUAGAAUUCCACAAUGUGACCUUCCACUAUCCUUCCAGACCAGAGGUGCAGAUUUUAAAUAACCUCAAUCUGGUCAUUAAACCUGGAGAAAUGACGGCUCUGGUAGGAUCGAGUGGAGCUGGGAAAAGCACAGCACUGCAGCUCAUCCAGAGGUUCUACGACCCCUGUGGAGGCAUGGUGACUCUGGAUGGCCACGACAUUCGCUCUCUUAACAUCCAGUGGCUGAGAGAUCAGAUUGGGAUUGUGGAGCAAGAGCCUGCUCUGUUCUCCACCACGAUUGCAGAGAACAUCCGUUAUGGCAGGAAAGAUGCAACAAUGGAAGACAUCAUCCGCGCUGCCAAGGACGCCAACGCCUACAACUUCAUCAUGGACUUGCCGCAGCAAUUUGACACCCCUGUUGGAGAAGGGGGAAGCCAGAUGAGUGGUGGCCAAAAACAAAGGAUAGCCAUCGCCAGAGCGCUUGUGCGAAAGCCCAAGAUCCUCCUGUUGGACAUGGCCACCUCAGCGUUGGACAAUGAGAGCGAAGCCAUGGUCCAAGAAGCACUGAGUAAGAUUCAGCAUGGGUACACAGUGGUCUCGAUUGCCCACCGCCUAUCCACAGUGAGAGCGGCAGAUGUUAUCAUCGGUUUUGAACAUGGCACAGCCGUGGAAAGAGGCACCCAUGAAGAGUUGUUGGAAAGGAAAGGUGUUUACUUCACUUUAGUGACCUUGCAGAGUCGUGGAGAUCAAGCCCUCACUGGAAAUGAUGUAAAGGAAAAUGACAUAUAUGAAGAUGACAUACCGAAGACCUUCAGCAGAGGGAGCUACCAGGACAGUCUAAGUCCCUUCCCAACCACAGCUAAGCAAUCCAUGCAACACUGUCUCUUAUGGAAGCUGCAUUCACACCUUUAGCUGUGUUCUUCAGGG